Molecule: messenger RNA, 1787 nt
Organism: Dromiciops gliroides (monito del monte)
Lineage: Eukaryota; Metazoa; Chordata; Mammalia; Microbiotheria; Microbiotheriidae
Gene: TWF1
Product: twinfilin actin binding protein 1
Exons: 9
Coding region: 110-1162 (350 amino acids)
Biological process (GO): actin filament depolymerization; regulation of lamellipodium assembly; barbed-end actin filament capping
Cellular component (GO): myofibril; actin filament; cytoplasm
Molecular function (GO): actin monomer binding; actin filament binding
Source: RefSeq, a predicted model, not a curated record
CGCAUGGGCCUGACUGAGGAGCAGCCACUUCCUGGAGCCUCCAGCCGAGGCCGCUAGUUAACCCCGAGUCUGCACUAGAGGGUGGGUGCUGGGUGCUGACCUCGCCACUAUGUCCCAUCAGACCGGCAUCCAAGCAAGUGAAGAAGUUAAAGAUAUCUUUGCCAGAGCAAGGAACGGGAAAUACAGGCUUCUAAAGAUUUCGAUUGAGGAUGAACAACUUGUAGUUGGAUCUUCUAGUCAGCCUGCAGAGACUUGGGAUAAAGAUUAUGAUUCUUUCAUCUUACCACUACUAGAAGAGAAACAACCAUGCUACAUAUUAUACAGGUUAGAUUCUCAGAAUGCACAAGGAUAUGAGUGGAUCUUCAUUGCAUGGUCUCCAGACUAUUCUCAUGUCCGUCAAAAAAUGUUGUAUGCAGCAACAAGAGCAACUCUGAAAAAAGAGUUUGGAGGUGGUCAUAUUAAAGAUGAAUUAUUUGGAACGGUGAAGGAAGAUGUUUCACUGAGUGGAUAUAGAAAAUAUUUGGUAUCUCAGUCCUCCCCAGCCCCACUGACUGCUGCUGAGGAAGAAUUACGGCAAAUUAAAAUUAAUGAGGUCCAAACUGAUGUUGGUGUGGACACUAAGCAUCAAACACUACAGGGAGUAGCAUUCCCCAUUGCUGGAGAAGCUCUUCAAGCUUUGGAAAAAUUGAAUAAUAGACAGCUCAACUAUGUACAAUUGGAAAUAGAUAUAAAAAAUGAAGUUAUAAUUUUGGCUAACACAACAAAUACAGAGCUAAGAGAUUUGCCAAAAAGGAUUCCAAAGGAUUCAGCACGUUAUCAUUUCUUUCUGUAUAAACAUUCCCAUGAAGGAGACUAUUUGGAGUCUAUAGUUUUUAUUUACUCAAUGCCUGGGUACACAUGCAGUAUAAGAGAACGGAUGCUUUAUUCUAGCUGCAAGAGUCCUCUGCUAGAAAUUGUAGCAAGAAAACUACAGAUGGAUGUAAUUAGAAAGAUUGAAAUAGAUAAUGGAGAUGAAUUAACUGCAGACUUCCUUUAUGAAGAAGUACAUCCAAAGCAACAUGCACAUAAACAAAGUUUUGCUAAACCAAAAGGUCCUGCAGGAAAAAGAGGAAUUAGAAGACUAAUUAGGGGUCCAGCUGAAACUGAAGCCACUACUGAAUGAAAUCUAUUACAUGCACUGGUAAUACUAAGUAUUACAAGACCAACUUCUUGUUUUUAGUACCAGAGAACAUUAAGCAUUACAUAUGAAUAUGGAAUGUUCAGAAAAAAAUUUGUUUAAAAAACAAUAACACCACCACCUACCUGUUAAUUUUCAACAAGACAAACUCUAAAACAAUUAUUUCUGUUUUCAACUUUAAGUUAAAAAACACUUAUGGGGCAACUAGGUGGCACAGUGGAUAAGCACUGGCCCUGGAUUCAGGAGGACCUGAGUUCAAAUCCGGCCUCAGACACUUGACACUUACUAUCUGUGUGACCCUGGGCAAGUUACUUAACCCCAAUUGCCUCACUUAAAAUUAAAAAAAAAAAUUAUGAUAGUUUUUCAGUUUUAGAACAUUGAGUUAUAAAUCAACACUUCAUUAGCAUCACCUACUUUAGUCCUUGAAUUUCCUAUAAAGCUUAAAAUUGCAUACAAUUAGGCUAUUAGGUUAAAAAAAAAAGUCAUUCUACUCCUACUGUCCUCCAAACAUUCCAAGACAUGCUAUAAUUUUUUUUUUCCCUAAUUGAACAUCUAUUUGGUUCAUCUUUAAACCUUUUUAAAAAUCGGGGGGGCGGGGGGGGCGGCUAGG